AGUUGGAACAAAAAAAUAUGAACUAAAAAUUUGUAAAGGAAAGAAAAAAGACAAAGGGAAAAGGAAAAGAAUAGCAAAGAGGGAAAGAGAGUGAGAAAGGAAUUGGCAUCAAAUCGAAUUGGGCGUUUUGACCUUCGACUGCGACACAACCAGACCGGAGCUACCAGGUGGAGACUGGCUGCCGGAAGCCGGUCGCCGGUGGGUGGAGGAAAAACACACUCGAACAACACUUCUUUCUCUUAAUUCUCACCGCCAUAUUCUUCCAUUCUUCAAUUCUCCUCUCAUCUCACCUCCCCGGCCAUGUUUCACCAAAACAAUAUGCAGCUGGCUAUUCGGAUACCGUCAUCGCCUGCCCAAGAUUCUCCACAGAAUAUUCAAGUCGAUCAAAGUGACAAAAAUGGGAGCUACCCACAUGCCGAAUACAUCUUCAACUAUUCCAAGAAACUUGAAGAGGAUCUACACAUGUUUGGAAUGAAAAUAAAGCAGCACGAAGACAACAUUAAAUUUCUUAAGACUCAGAAAAACAAAUUAGAUGAAUCAAUUCUCGACUUGCAAGUUAUUCUAGGCAAGUAUCAUUCUUCUGGCACACCUGUGGGGGAAAACGAGGUUCAUUCCCAUUCUCAAAAUGAUGAGGAAACAAUGGAACAGAUUAUGCGGCAGGAGAAAUCUGCUGCUAGCAUUAUAUGUAAAUUGAGCACACAUCAUGGUCUUCAGGCUUACAACCUCAUGUUGACAAAGGACGUAUUGGGUAUUGUUGCUCGGCUUGGAAAAGUUGACGAUGAUAAUCUUAGCAGAUUGCUCUCUGAGUACUUGGGAAUGGAAACUAUGCUGGCAAUUGUUUGUAGAACAUAUGAGGGAGUGAAGGUGCUAGAAACAUAUGACAAGGAAGGUUGCAUAAACAAAAGUCUUGGCCUUCAUGGUCUUGGUGCUUCAAUUGGAAGGAACUUGGAUGGCCGGUUUCUCGUAAUUUGUCUUGAACACUUGAGACCAUAUGCUGGCGACUUUAUUGCCAAUGAUCCACAAAGGAGGCUUGACCUUCUAAAGCCAAGAUUACCUAAUGGGGAGUGUCCACCUGGCUUUCUAGGCUUUGCUGUUAACAUGAUCAAUAUUGAUAGCACACACUUGUUUUGCCUCGCAGCCAAUGGAUAUGGUCUCAGGGAAACCCUGUUCUAUUCUCUAUUUUCUCGUCUUCAAGUAUAUAAAACCAGAGCAGACAUGCUGCAAGCUCUCCCUUGCAUUAGCGAUGGUGCAGUAUCUUUAGAUGGAGGAAUGAUCAAGGCUACUGGUGUUUUUUGCUUGGGCAAUCAGGAAGAUGUUCAGUUGAGAUUCCCAAAGGCCUCAAUGAAAUCAAGCCUGCCUGAAAAUUACAUUGAAUCUGAGAGGCAGAUUAAAGAACUCAAGUGGAAAAAGGAAAAGAUGAUUGAAGAUAUAAGGAGAGAACAAGCGUUACUGGACAAUACGAAGGUCAAUUUUGACAGGAAAAAGGCGGAGUUUCUAAAGUUUCUGACUGAGAGCUCAUCAUAUGCAGCUCAGCAACAACUCUCAGCCAAGCCAGAGAGGUUGACACCACGAUGAAGUUUGGAAUAGAGAACCUAGUCUUCCAGUGAACAACUUGGGGGAGGAACUACUGUGAGAGCAGUCAGCUGCAAUAUUUAACUCUGCAAAAAUGUAUAAGCUUCUUAUUGCAUUUUUGAGGUAAAUAUCUUAUGUUUUAGCUGAAAGUUCUCAGGGGAAUGGUAUGGAAUAGGCAGUGGAAUGACAUGGCAUCUGUAGUUCCUCUCUGGAAUAGGCAUUUUUUUUCUUCCAGUGCUUGCUAUCUAAAUUUAUUGACACUUGUGUUCUUGAUAGUGGAGACUAUGGUUCUCUCUUGCCUUGCAGUAAUCUAGAAGGGAUGGCGGUUUGUAUCGAUCA
Molecule: messenger RNA, 1911 nt
Organism: Cucumis melo (muskmelon)
Lineage: Eukaryota; Viridiplantae; Streptophyta; Magnoliopsida; Cucurbitales; Cucurbitaceae
Product: protein DEFECTIVE IN MERISTEM SILENCING 3
Exons: 8
Coding region: 301-1575 (424 amino acids)
Source: RefSeq, a predicted model, not a curated record